Sinocyclocheilus grahami is the source of this 1120-nucleotide messenger RNA. RefSeq names its product pro-neuregulin-3, membrane-bound isoform-like. Gene Ontology annotation, molecular function: chemorepellent activity. Lineage: Eukaryota; Metazoa; Chordata; Actinopteri; Cypriniformes; Cyprinidae. The annotation marks the transcript as partial. The record is from RefSeq and is a predicted model, not a curated record. The transcript is spliced from 2 exons. Gene Ontology annotation, biological process: animal organ development; nervous system development; intracellular signal transduction.
UCAUAUGAGUAGUCAGUGUUGCAUGUAUCUGUAGCUGUGGAAGAGUGUUAAAUGAAUAUUAAUGAGAUGCCCAGUUUUGGUUCCCUCCCCAGCCCCCUCCACUGCUUGCACUACUUUCUGGCUGGGCCCUGAACCCCAGAAGCAUGAGUGAGAGAACGGCACUAGGGGCCACCAUGGAGACCAUGACCCUGGAGGAGCCCGGGGGUGAACAAGCCUCUCCCCGGGCCCCAGGGCCCCUCCGCUGUGGCCCCUGUGCGGUGUGGCCACGGCAGCAGACCUGGCUUUGCGUUGUACCCCUGCUGAUGGGGUUUGUGGGCCUAGGCCUCAGCCUGAUGCUUUUAAAGUGGAUUGUGGUGGGCUCAGUGCAGGAUUAUGUCCCAACUGACCUGGUGGAUGCCAAUCGCAUCGGACAGGACCCCAUUUUCCUAUCUAAACCCAGUGCCCUGCCCAAGGGUUCUGAUGGCUCCACAUCUACCACUUCCACAACGCCCUCAGCGGCUCCGGGUUCAGCAACCCGUGCAGCUGAGGGUACAGGUACAGUGCAAAGGACUCGAAUUGGGCAGUCCUCAAACCACACGGCCAGUAGCAGUAGCAGCAGUGGAGGAGGUGGUGGAGCCUUAGGGGGAGGCUCAGGAAACAGAGCUCCACACCUGCAUAACAGAGUGGGAACACGAUUGACCAACACCACCACCGCCACCAAUCCUGCCCCACCGGGAGGAAAGGAGGUGACCCCACGCAGCACAACUGUCCGAAAACCCAGCGGGGAGGGUGUGAGCCGAAAUGUAUCUCCUUCUGCACGGGCUGGGCCACCGACUACCACGAGCAUGACAACCACUAUGAUUAUGAUGAGCACAACCACCACCCAAGCGGCCCAACCGACCUCCACCCUCGCGUCCCCCUCCAAGCCUGGUCAACGCUGGAAUCAUGGGCGCUCCUCCAAGGGCCCUUCAACCAAGCCUACUCGCCCACACCAUCGCUUCAGGACGCUUGCCCCCACAACCUCCACCAUACGUUCGGAGUUCUUCAAGCCGUGCCAAGCCAGUCAGGAGAUGGCCUUCUGUUUGAAUGAGGGAGAGUGCUUCAUCAUUGAAACAGUGGCAGGUGUACACAGACACUGCAG